AUGGAAUCGAUCAUUACUGCGCUUCUAUCUCCUCUUAAGAAUUUCGUUGCUUGGAUAUAUCACGUUCUUGCCUUCAUACACUUGAAACGCUUCAAAAAAUCUGGGAAACGGGAAGAUCUCGAGAAAUCGAUUAUGCACAAUCGCACUGCUCUCAGUUUUCGUCCUAGGGAAGGUCGUGGUCGUUCAGUAUCGUUGUUAAACCUUGCACUUUGCCUGUGGGAACGACACAAUCGAUGGGGCCAAUCGGAAGAUCUAGAAAAGGCGAUCGAAUUGGGACGAACUGCCCUCGGGCUUCGUCCCAGGGAUCACCAAAGUCGUCUUAAGUAUCUCUAUAACCUUUCAACCUCUCUAGAGACUCGAUUUAAGCAGCACGGAAGGACAGAGGAUCUUGACGAAGCCAUUGAGCUGCUUCGAGCUGCCCUCAAGCUCCGCCGCAAAGAUCAUCUGGAUCGCUCUGCGUCUCUCACGAACCUCGCAUGCUAUCUCCAAAUUCGAUACGACCAGUAUGGAAGGACCGAGGAUCUCGAGGAAGCCAUCGAGCUGUGCCGUUCCGCCCUCAACCUUCAACCUGAGGGCUAUCCGCAUCGUUCUAUAUCUCUCAAUAACCUUGCAAAGUCUCUAACGACCCGAUAUGAGCAGCAUGGAAGUUCUGAGGACCUUGAAGAAGCCAUCGAAUUGGGACGAGCUGCCCUGUUGCUUCGCUCCGAAGGUUAUCUGGAUCGUUCUGCCCCUCUUCUGAAUCUUGCGAGGUCUCUAUGGACUCGAUACGAACAGCAUGGAAGAACAGAGGAUCUUGAGGAAGCUAUUAAUCUAGAUCGAGAGGCCCUCAAGCUCUCCCCCUUAGGUCAUCCGGAUCGUCCUUUAUCUCUCAAUAACCUUGCGGGCAAUCUGACGAGUCGAUAUUAUCAACACGGAAGGACAGAGGACCUUGAGAACGCCAUCGAGAUGCAUCGAGCCGCCGUUGCGCUUCAACCCGAAGGUCAUCCAGAUCGCUCUGCCUUUCUCACUAAUUUUGCAAACUCUCUGACCACUCGAUAUCAGAAGCAUGGAAGGGCGGAGGAUCUUAAGGAGGCCGUAGAGAUACAUCGAGCUGCCCUUAAGCAUUGCGGGAAAGGGCAUCCGAAUCGUCCUAAGUAUCUCAUGAACCUUUCAUGCUCUCUCCAGGAUCGAUACCAUCAGCAUGGAGUCACGAAGUUUCUUGAGGAAGCUAUUGAGCUGUAUCGAGAAGCUCUCGAGCUUUGCCCCAAAGGUCAUACGUCUCGUUAUAUCUCCCUCAACAACCUCGCGGGUUCUCUGUGGACUCGGUACGAGCGACAUAGAAGGACAGAGGACCUUGAGGAGGCUCUUGCGCUUAAUCGAUCUGCCCUCGAACUCUGCCCCAAAGGGCAUCCGAGUCAUUCGUUAUCUCUCUAUUGGCUUGCAGUAUCUCUGACGGCUCGAUACAAGGAGCAUGGAAGGAUAGAGGACAUCGAGGGGGCUAUCAAAGUGCAUCGAGCUGCUCUCAAGCUUCGACCCGAAGGCCAUCCGGAUCGUUCCCGUUCACUAAGGAGCCUUGCAGAUAGCUUACAUGCUCGGGUUGAGAAACAUUGGCAUACGAAAGAGUUCGAAGAAUGUAUGCGGUCGCUAGAGUUUGCCGCCACAGAUAAAUUCUCAGGAUUGUCGGAACGCCUUGUUGCUGCGCGACAAUGGGUGAAGCUUGCACGAUUGCACGACCACAGCACUGUCUUUGCAGCUUACAAGGCAGUAAUAUCAAUACUUCAGAACGCUCUCACCAUAAAUCCAACCCUCCACGCACAGCAUGACUUCCUUCUAAAGAAUAGUGAUUACACGACGCUCUCCUUGGACGCUGCUUCCUACGCAGUAAAGAAGAAUCAAUUGGAACAAGCCGUAGAGAUUCUAGAGCAGGGAAGAGGAUUACUUUGGUCGCAGCUGCGCGGUCUCAGGUCUCCUCUGGAUCAACUCGCAAAAACAAACAAUGAGCUCGCCGAUAGAUUCAAGAAUGUCACUCAUCGACUGGAGAAACUGGCAACAUCGCAUGAACCGCCGACAUCUGCUUCAACCAUAGAACUUUCUAGUGAGCAAGAGGAAGUCAUUAGUGAGAUUCGACGAAUUCCAGGGUUCGAGAGCUUCCUUGAAGCUACGUCAUUUAAGGUACUACAGCAGGCAGCUGUGGAGGGUCCAGUCAUCAUGGUUAAUCACAGCAAAGUUCGCUCCGAUGCUCUCAUCAUUCUCUCUCGUGAUGACCCAUCGGUUAUAUGUGUCCCGUUGGAUAAUGAGUUCCACCUGGACAGCCUUGGGCUGUCGCAAGAACUUGUAGUGACGCGCGAAUGGCUCAACGCUGAUUCGUCCCAUUAUGAUCAAAAACUUCGUAAAGCAAUGAAGAUGUUAUGGGAUAGAGUCGUUUCGAAAGUCGUCGUUGGACUUGAAAAGGUUGGAAUCACUAAAGGCUCUCGCAUCUGGUGGUGUCCUACAUCUGAGUUGUCCGCACUUCCAUUCCAUGCAGCAGGGCCGUUCGAGGAUGCAAGUGGCACAAUGAAAUAUUUAUUGGAUGAUUAUAUCUCGUCGUAUACGCCGACUCUCGGAGCCCUCGUCAAUGCUCGCUCAGGUGGCUACAAAGACGAUCCAACGGUGCUCGCCAUCGGAGAUACCUCACUUCGGUCGACUAAGCAGGAGAUUUCCAACAUCCGCAACUGUGGGAUGAGCACCAAAUUACUCAUCGACAAGAAAGCGUCUCACGAUAGAGUGAUUAAAGCCCUCCGGGAAGCAACCUGGGUCCACUUCGCUUGCCAUGGACAUCUAGGCUCGACACCUUUCAAUUCUUCGUUCAAUCUAUCAGACCGUCAUCUGACAAUGCUCGAUAUCGUCCAAAACAGACUUCCGAAUGCAGAAUUCGCUUUUCUUUCUGCCUGCCACACUGCAGAGCAACAUCACGACAGUGCAUAUGACGAAACUCUUCACCUCGCAGCAGCUAUGCAAUUUUCUGGUUUCAGAAGUGUAAUUGGUUCAAUGUGGGAGUUGCUUGACAAGGAUGGGCCUGGAUUAACUAAAUCUGUUUAUGAGCACAUUAAUGACUGCGAAGUGGAUGAGGCAAAGUAUAAGAGGGCAGCUGGAGGCCUUCGCAAAGCAGCAUUGGAGUUGAAGGCACGAGAUGGGAUUCAAGCCGAGCGUUGGGUUAAUCUCGUGCAUAUAGGUGCUUGA
Molecule: messenger RNA, 3198 nt
Organism: Fomitiporia mediterranea MF3/22
Lineage: Eukaryota; Fungi; Basidiomycota; Agaricomycetes; Hymenochaetales; Hymenochaetaceae
Exons: 2
Coding region: 1-3198 (1065 amino acids)
Molecular function (GO): protein binding
Source: RefSeq, a predicted model, not a curated record